Messenger RNA from Drosophila willistoni, 927 nucleotides. RefSeq names its product ribulose-phosphate 3-epimerase (gene Rpe). The record is from RefSeq and is a predicted model, not a curated record. NCBI's taxonomy places the organism in Eukaryota, Metazoa, Arthropoda, Insecta, Diptera, Drosophilidae. Gene Ontology annotation, biological process: pentose-phosphate shunt; pentose-phosphate shunt, non-oxidative branch; carbohydrate metabolic process. Bases 127 to 798 code for a protein of 223 amino acids. Gene Ontology annotation, cellular component: cytosol. Gene Ontology annotation, molecular function: D-ribulose-phosphate 3-epimerase activity; metal ion binding. The transcript is spliced from 3 exons.
GAGAUUUUUAAAUUAAUUCGAGCUCCAGCUCCUCUGUUUGACCUUAUAGCGGGCAACACGGCAUUCUCAACACUCCAUCAGCCUAGCCAACAGGUGCUAGGAUUUAUCUGUCGCUACAGCCACAAAAUGUCAUCACCACUUAAAGCCAAAAUCGGGCCAAGCAUUCUAAAUGCUGAUCUGGCCAAUCUCUAUACGGAGUCACAGAAAUUGCUGGACAAUGGGGCAGACUAUCUCCAUUUGGAUGUUAUGGAUGGCAGCUUCGUUCCGAAUUUGACCUUCGGCCACCCGAUGGUCAAAUGUUUGCGAAACAAUAUCAAGACAGCGUUCUUUGAAACUCACAUGAUGGUCAGUAAGCCAGAGCAAUGGAUAGCUCCCAUGGCAGAUGCGGGAGUGAAUCUGUACACCUUUCACAUAGAACCUGUAGAAGAUGUGUGCAAGGUCUGUCGUCUAGUUCAGGAAGCUGGCAUGAAAGUGGGACUUGCCAUUAAACCAGGCACCAAGGUGGAGGAACUUACUGAGUAUAUGAGCAUAGCUGAUCUUGUGCUUGUGAUGACAGUGGAGCCAGGCUUUGGCGGCCAAUCAUUCAUGGCUGAUAUGAUGCCGAAGGUGGAAUGGCUGCGUCAAAAUUAUCCCAACAUGGACAUUGAAGUAGAUGGCGGUGUGGGACCUAAAACCAUUGAGUGUUGCGCUAAAGCAGGUGCCAAUAUGAUUGUUUCUGGCACAGCUGUUGUCGGUGCCUCCGACCAGCGCAAAGUAAUGGACGAAAUGCGCAACGUUGUCCAGAGUUAUUUAAAGUAAGGCCCACGGGGAUUAUAUUAAGACGUAAAGUGUUCUAUCACCUAAAUUCCGUGUUUAAAAAGACGAUAAAUUAAUUACUAAGUGCAUAUUAAAGAAUUUAUUAAGUUGUUUGCAUUGCUUUUUUACUAA